Messenger RNA from Trichoplusia ni (cabbage looper), 1881 nucleotides. RefSeq names its product serine/threonine-protein kinase RIO3-like. Bases 42 to 1358 code for a protein of 438 amino acids. Gene Ontology annotation, biological process: protein phosphorylation; maturation of SSU-rRNA. The transcript has 2 exons. Gene Ontology annotation, molecular function: protein serine/threonine kinase activity; ATP binding. The record is from RefSeq and is a predicted model, not a curated record. Lineage: Eukaryota; Metazoa; Arthropoda; Insecta; Lepidoptera; Noctuidae. Gene Ontology annotation, cellular component: cytosol; preribosome, small subunit precursor.
UUAACAAGUGCUGUGAUAUAGAUUUAUAUAAAUUUAACAAAAUGUCGAAUCCCUGGAAGAAAGUACCUGCACCUGCUGAAGUUAAGUGUUUAUCAGAUAUUAUGAAAGAAGAAUUAAAGUUUUCCGAGCAGCUUUCAAACCAGGAUGUGAGAACGUCGAAGAAUAUACCACAAGAAUUGUUACAAGAAUCAAAUGUAAAGGAAUGUUGCGACUUUAAAGUAUCAGUGCCGUACGUUAACUAUUUCAACGUCCCUCAAAAAGUGAUUGACGAUUCAGAUUCUGAAGAUUCUGAAGAUGAUGUCAUUAAUAGAAGUAAGAAAGAUUGUGAUCAAAUAGCAGCUUUUGAAAAAGAGUUCGGUUACCUGCCUCGUCGCGGACACGUCUCGACAGGUGGUAAGGUCAUCACAAAAAAUGUUACUGUAUUAAGGAAACAAACUCGCAAACAGAAAAUGGCUUAUUAUAAAGUUAGCCAAGCCACUGCCGACUUGGGUAUAGACGAAGAAAGCAAAAUUAUAUUGCACAAACUAAUAGUUAGUGAAGUGCUGGAUGAUAUAGGUGGGAUCAUCACGACUGGCAGAAAAUCAGUUGUGUUACAUGCAAAUGGUAACACUAACAACCCUGACUUAACAGUUCCUAAAGAAUGUGCAAUCAAGGUUUUUAAGACACCUAAGGAGUUAAAAAUUCAAGAUAAGUAUAUAGAACCAGACUACCACUUAGACGAGUCCAUGCAAAAUCCUCGUAAAAUUGUUGAUACUUGGUCUGAGAAAGAGAUGCACAACAUGAUUCGCCUGAAGAAGAUUGGCCUGAACUGCCCUGAUAUAGUGCGUCUGAAGAAAAAUGUCUUGGUGAUGUCUUUCAUAGGUAUAAACGCUAAACCUGCCCUGACAUUGAGGGAAGCCCUUUUGAAACCAGAGCAAUGGCAGAGUGCAUACAAUGAGGUUGUGGAAGCAGUACAUAAGUUGUACAAUGUUGGGCACUUGAUCCAUGCUGAUUUGUCAGAAAACAAUAUUCUGUGGUGGGACAAUAAAUGCUGGUUUAUUGAUGUGUCACAGUCAGUCCUGCCAGACCAUCCUAAAGCCCUGAGAUCCCUGCUGAGGGACUGUUGUAAUAUAGCCCAUUUCUUUAUGAAAAAAGGUGUGCCUGAUGUGAUGCCUCCUGUAAAGCUCUUCAAGUCCAUCACAGGUUUUAAUGAGAUUGAUUUGAAUUUCAUAAAAUUCAUUCGAACAAGUUACAACCCUUUGACAUCACGCUUUGAAAUAGCACCAGCUGACAACAAAAACGUCAUCUACCCAUUUGACCACUACUGGAAGAAGUCUAGUGAGCCCAAAGCUAAGAGUGAUAUAAGUGCUGGUGCAUAAGACAAGGAUGAAGAGAUGUGGUUCAACUUCAUGAAAACAAAGGCUGUAGACUCAGCCAAGUCUACAGAUUGUGGCCAAGAAAGUCAACUUCAGCAAUAUGUUACCCAUCACAAAUGAUGUAAAAUGUAGUACAGAUAAUUCUCAAAUCAGUAUAAAAGAGCAACGUGUUUUUCUGUAAUUCAUUACAAACUAUUUUUUAACAUUAUGAAACGAUGCAACAGUUUACGCAACCGGAGUCCUUAAUCAUGAGCUAACGCCUCGUCAGCUCAUGAUAAAGGCCUCUGGUUGGGUCCGGAACUAGUCAAUAUCUUUUAUCGGGCAAUCUCGACUAAUACGCGUAAGUAUACCCUUGCAUAAUAUAAUAAUGAGUCAUGUACUAUAAAAAUAUUUAUCACGUAAAAAACGACAAUAAUCAAUGACAUGUGCAGAUGACAUAUUGAUGUGAGUAUUACACACAACUUAUUAGACAUUAGUUGAUUGGUCAAAAUGGAUAAAUCAUUAAAUGCACAUUAUACAGUCUGUU